AUGAACCUCGAUAUCAUCACUUCCCACUACGUAAAGAAUUACACAGUCGUUCCGACACCCUCCUUCGUCAAAUGGGAUUUGUCAAACUCCAAUCCCCUCGGGAUGCCAUUCAUGCUCCAGUACCAUCAGUCAGGUGAAAAUCUGAAAAAGGUCUUGAGCAAACUCAAUUUCGAACAGCGGAUGGGUCUCACGAAGGAAGUUGCUAAGUUGAUUCUGCGAUUGCAGAGCCAAAAAAGUACGAGCUGUUCGAUCCUUUCGAGCUAUACCUACGCAGAAGAAUCCAUCAUGAUCUUCCAAAAGGAACUUCUCAACCGUCAUGUCAUGGGAGCGGAACACGAGAUUGACCUUUCGGAAGCUCGGAAACAAACAACUCUACAGUUUAUCAUCGAUCUAUGUGAGCACAUGAAGGGCCAGGAGAGACACGAUUCGCCCGAUCAACACUGGAUCUGGGAUGGUUUUACCAGCCUUGCAGCGGAUAUGCACAGUCGAGGAAUGAUCCCAGACGUCGACUACUUCUACUUCACGCACCUAGCCCUUCACCCAGCUCACAUACUCGUUGAUCGAGUAGAUGACAAGUCGGUGGAGAUCAAAUGUGUCUUUGGAUGGGAACACGGCCUUUUUGCGCCCCAGUACAUGUCCUGCUGCCCACCCACCUGGCUGUAG
This is a messenger RNA of Cucurbitaria berberidis CBS 394.84, 663 nucleotides long. RefSeq lists its product as uncharacterized. NCBI's taxonomy places the organism in Eukaryota, Fungi, Ascomycota, Dothideomycetes, Pleosporales, Cucurbitariaceae. Bases 1 to 663 code for a protein of 220 amino acids. The transcript has a single exon. The record is from RefSeq and is a predicted model, not a curated record.